Batrachochytrium dendrobatidis JAM81 is the source of this 3174-nucleotide messenger RNA. RefSeq lists its product as uncharacterized. The transcript has 9 exons. NCBI's taxonomy places the organism in Eukaryota, Fungi, Chytridiomycota, Chytridiomycetes, Rhizophydiales. The record is from RefSeq and is a predicted model, not a curated record. The coding region runs from base 1 to 3174 and encodes 1057 amino acids. Gene Ontology annotation, molecular function: protein binding.
AUGUUAUCAUCCAUAAAUACCAAUAGCAGUCUGUGGGUGGGUCUGGAUGAACAAUGGGAUAAUGCUACUUCCAGUGAACCUAUAUCUACGGAAAAUGCUUUAGCUGAUUCAGCCUCAUCGUACUUGGGAACUGUUGUUGUUCGGGAUGAUCCCAAUGGCACUACCAAAUCUGGACUUGUCAGCAAAUCCACUGUUGGAUCCAUUACUGGACCUAGUGCAACUACUAGCAGAAAGUGGCCGCAGGAUACUGCUCAUCUGAGUGAACUUUUUGGUCCGUCGUCACUUGAGCGUCUGUUUCAGGAUAGGCGUCCUCAGAACACUGAAUCCACCAACCCGCUUCAUGCAACUGCUCAUGGAACUUCCUCUGCCGAUAGCAAUAAUUCUGACCCAUUCACUAACAAGCUGUUUGGAGAGCAACAUGACACCUGGACUAAACGCAGGCUGUCUGCCCUCAUGUCCGAGUUGCAUUCAUCGGAUAAUGACAAAGCUGAAUGUCCGACCAUUUCUACUCGGAAAAAUAAUAGUAAUACCAAUACCAUUAGCACAGCUAGUAGCGGCAGUGUUCAUAGACAAAUCCCUUCUGAAAGAGAUACGUUUAUGUGGCCUGCUGCUUCAACUUUGUUCACUAGCCCAACACUUGCUGCUAUUGCCGCUGAACAGUCACUUUCUAGUAACCAUGCUACCGAUCUAUCUAUGCCUGCUGAUACUGACCUGCUUCAACCUGCUACCUCUCAUCAAAUAUAUCCUGAAGAUAUCGAUUUUUUGGAUGAAUUGUCUGAUAUGGAUAAUGGUCAGAGUAUCGUUGUGGAUGCCACCGAUUCAGGUGUUGAUCAAAGUGAGAUUGAUCGUGAUGACUUUCAUUCCAGUCUCGCCGUGUCUAAUCAAAUCCAUCCCAUCGCUCAGAGUCCAGAUGUGCUUCAGAAACUAAGCUCGGAAAAGACAAAUCAAAAUGGUCGUGGCUCAAAUCUAGACUACGUUCAAUCGUUCCCUAACCAGCCAUUAAUGGCACCACAAUCUCGUCCAAAUUCGCAUCAACAACAUGCUAAACCCAAUCUUAAGCCGCCCCUUCAGCAUGACAGACAGUCACUUGGUUAUGAUCAAACUCCAAGCACCUCGAAUCGUGUGACUCCAAAGCAUAUAAACUUUCUGCCACCUUUGCCUUCUAAACUACACCAAGAAAGUAUACCAGCAUCAAUUAAGCAAUCUGCUUUACAAUCUCCAACUGUACCCACAUUGCAUGUGAAUACCGAUUUUUGUAGAUCCAAUGCUCAGUCAUUUCCAAAAAAGGCCGAGAGUAAGGAAUCCAUUCAACCGUCAAACGUAAAGCAUGUACCAGCAAAGUGUGAUUCAACUUUUUUUGGAAACAAACCUGACUCUACAAACUCAACUCCAACUCAAGUGCAUGCAUUACAGAGUGAUGUAUCUCAACAUCAAGUCAAACCACAUGAUGGUAUUUGUGCGUAUAAAAAGUCUUUUGAUCAUUGUUGUGCACAAGAUUCACCGCAAUCAUUGUAUUCGUUUAAUCCUGCAAGCAGUCAACAAUCCUUGAAUCUCAGAGCGUCUGUGUCAACCACUUAUACCACUCUAUCCGACUUUUCUCCAGCAGCCAGUAGCGCCAUUACUCCCACACACAAAUCACAAAAAAAUAUACGAGGCCGCGUUGCAUAUGUUUCUCCAAACACAAACCAUGUUAAUCUAAGCGGUUGCGAGAUUCAUUCUGUCAAAAAUAUUCCUGAAAUCAUGGCAGGUCCAAAGCGAUUAACUUUAGAUAAUAAUCAAAUUACUUUUUUGUCAGAUCUGUCGACUAGUACAGAGAUUCUCCACAUAUCUAAUAAUCUCUUUUCUCACUUGUCUGCUUUGAGAGUUCUUGAUAUUUCCAGAAAUGAUAUUUUUGAUAUUUCAGCUGUUGCUUGUCUUCGGACUUUGGUCGAAUUGGAUGUAUCUUUUAACAAGAUUAUCAACAUUGGGCCAUUACUACUUCUUUCAUCACUAUCAAAUCUUAGGAUGGGUCAUAAUCAAAUUGAAUCGCUUAAUUUUCAGUUUUCGACUCUGUACGAUGUAUCGUAUAAUAAUUUAAAACGGGUAAAAUAUCUUCAUAGACUCUUGAAUCUGCAAGAUUUGAAUUUAGAAUGCAACUAUCUGCGUAGCUUUUCAGUUUCUCGUCCACUCCAUAGAUUGCGAUGCAUGAAUGUAUCAUACAACCGUCUUGUGUCAUUUGGAGGAUCAUCUUUCCCGGGGCUUAUACAAUUGAAGCUUGAUGGAAACUGCAUUCCUGAAAUUGACGAGCCUGAAGGGAUGUGUUCAUUGGAGAUUCUUUCCAUAGAAGAUCAGCGAACGGAUGAUUUGAUAUUGUUUUUAACUGGGUAUGAUACAUUAAAAGAACUGCGUAUAUCAGGAAACACUCUUGAUCGAAUGGAUGCAUUGACUGGACCGUUUAUGGAAGCGGUGGAGUGUCGUAAUGCAGGAAUUCAAUCCAUUCCACCUUUUACACGACUUGCAGGCACACUAUGGCGUUUGUGUCUUUGCGGCAAUCAAAUUAGUGAUAUAAGCUCUUUGGCAGCCCUUUACAAUUUACAAAUACUGGACAUGUCUAAUAACAAAAUUGCCGAGAUCAGUGGAGUGUUGAGUACGUUGCGUAAACUAUCCCAUCUGCGUACACUUGAUCUAAGAGGAAACCCAAUUACUGAGCAGUUUUAUACUGACUGUGAGCUACGUAAUGUAAGUCAGGAUCAGAAAAGCAAAGACGAAACUCGGGAAUGCACUGCUCAGGCUGUUCGUGAGGUAUGCUAUAGGAGUGCAGUCAUCAGUGCUAUAGGAAAAACCAUCGAGAUACUUGAUUUGAUUAGUAUAACCCGUCAAGAUCAGAUCCAAGCUCGAAAGAGAAUGGUUACACUCAAGCAAUUUAUGCGUGACCAACAACUUGAUAUCAACCAACAGCCUAUGUCCAAGAGUGUAAAACCUAGUGAUAAUGGACGCGCAAAAGUGGAUGAUCCAAAUACAGUGUCUGCACAAUCUAAUUGUGAGCUUGAAAGCGAAUCAAUGACGUUGGAUAUAUCUAACGACCAGAGUAUGAUGAUACAAGGGUUGAAUUCUCAUUUUGAAGGAUGGACACCACAAUCGUAUCCAUUGGAUGAUGUAACUAUGGACGAUCGAUUGUUUUUUGAAAUACAAUAG